Messenger RNA from Eucalyptus grandis, 915 nucleotides. RefSeq lists its product as uncharacterized. Gene Ontology annotation, biological process: mitochondrial respiratory chain complex III assembly. The record is from RefSeq and is a predicted model, not a curated record. NCBI's taxonomy places the organism in Eukaryota, Viridiplantae, Streptophyta, Magnoliopsida, Myrtales, Myrtaceae. The coding region runs from base 103 to 591 and encodes 162 amino acids. The transcript has a single exon.
CCGUACAUGCCUAAAUUGAUGAAGAAGCCCUAGUUCCCCCAACUUCCCAUCACAUUCGCGAUUUCCCCCAUUCACCAAGCCGAUCAGAGCGGCAAAGCAGCGAUGAACCCCAACGCCAGCCUCCUGAUACGGCGGAGCUCCUCGAUCCUCUGGAACGCGGCGGCGCAGCGGAACGCCGCCGCCUCCUCCAUCUCUCGCGCCCUUCACUACGACAAGCCCUUCGACGACGCCAAGCCCUUCGACUUCGCCGAGGAGGAGGAGGAGGAGGAGGACCGGCUCCCGGCCAGGCGGCCGGAGCCGAAGACCCUCUACCGGUCCAUCCUCCGCAUGACCCGGUUCUUCCAGUGGCCCGACCCGCGCGGCGUCCCGAUGAGGGACGUGCUGCGGGCGAAGGCGCGGAGGGAGUUCGAGGCGGCGCGGCUCGAGACGGACCCCGAGGUCGUGGGCCGGUUGCUGGACGGCGCCGGCGAGGCGGUGCACGCUGCGCUCGAGGAGGUCGCCCAGGGGCAGAGGGAGAAGAUCGAGAGGCUCGCGGCGGAGAAGAAGCAGGCCGAGCAGCAGAUGGAGGGGCAGCGUGCAGAGGGACAGUGAUCGCGUGGGUUUUUGCUGAUCGGAGGAUGAAUGCGGUGCAAAUCAUGAAGCCUUCAAGUUUUUUUCUUUUCUCUUGCUUUCUUUUCUUUAUCCUCGCCCUUUAGCCUUAACAUGAAGAGGGUGAUCAAAUACCUUGCUGUCUUUCUAUUGAACGACAUGAUCGUGCUAUUAGAUUGCAGCUCAGGUGUUUGUGGAAUUUACUGAACGAGCUUCUGAAUUAGAUUGCAGGCGCUUCUGACUUGGGGUGCUGUAAAUAACUAAAUUCCCCGUGAAUGAAUCGUUGCACUCUGGUGUUUAUGCAUUUUGUUAGCAUUUUGACUGAUA